AUAAGAAAGACUAAAAGAAAAAGAGAAAAGAACAAGUUGCACUGUGUACAUAUAUUAUUUGCAAUUUCGGUGAUGAGUAUCAACCUCUGACCUCAGCCGUCAGCACCAACGCCAGACAUUAAUUGGUUAAGAAACAAAAGCCAGAGCCAAGUCGUGAUGGCUAUAUAAUGGAGGGACUGCAAAAUCUGGACCUUGGUACAUAGCGUUAGACCUCCAAAAAGAAAAAAAUACGCCAAGGAUUUGACUAACAUCAUCGAUACAUGCACUAUCUAAAAGAAGAAAUAUAGCUAAAACUUAGCUGCCACGUGACAGUUUCCUAAAGAAAGCAAUUGAGAAAGUCCUAUAUUAGAGAGAGUGGCAAGUGGCUUAAUCAAGUAGAGCUUUGCAGGCCGUAGACAUUAAAUAAAACCAGAAGACCACAAAUCUAUGGGAGACAGAAAACACUCUUAAUCUAAAGUUUAUUAUACGGUGAUAUUCAAUGGACAUUAUAGUCUUUGUAUAAACAAUAAAAAGAUUACCAGAGUCUCGUACAGAGGUGUAUAGUUUGAGAAUUUCUUCCCUUCUUUGAUAACAAACUCUGUGCAACAGAUAAUGGGAAAGGCAAGCAGAUGGAUCAGGAACUUUCUGAUAGGAAAAAAAGAGGAUAGGAAGAAGAAUGAUGCUUCAUUUUCUGUUGAAAGUCAAACUACCAAGUCGGAAAGCGUACCGGGGACUCCAAAAGUUAAGAGGAAGUGGAGCUUUGGAAAAGCAUCAGGCAAAGAGGCAACCCACAAGUUUUCCAAGUCAUUUGAUUCAAUUGACCCCAGUAAACUUCCAAUUCAGGCUGUGGCAAAAUCUGAGUCUCAGAAGAGUCAUACCAAGGCAAUGGUAGCGAUACGGGGCCAAAUUGAAUAUGCUGCUGCUACCAAGAUUCAAUCUGUCUUUCGCUCUUAUCUGGCAAAGAAAGCAUUACAUGCUUUAAGGGGACUAGUCAAGUUACAAGCAUCGGUGAGGGGUCACCUUGUGAGGAAACAAACAACUGAUAUUUUGAAGCGCAUGCAUGCAUUAAUGGCAAUCCAGGUUAGAGCUCGUGUUCAGAGGAUCCAAUUGGCAGCAGCAGAGGAAGCACAAUAUGUUGUUAAAACUCGAUCAUCAUUUCAUAAGGGGUUCAUUCCAGAGACAGGAGUUAGAGCAUUGCAAAGAGACAGAAACAAAUUGGAUACAAAUCCCAACGAAACACGUUUAGUAUCAAAAAGUUCAAGUGGCUAUCUAAAUCAUUCUCAAAUGGAAAGGAUAGACACUACAAUUAAUAAUUCUGGACAUCUUUCAAUCUCAAAACGACAUCAGUACGAGGAACAUAGCUUCAGAACAGCAGAAAACCCAACGAGAACCUCUUUCAUCCAUCAACAGCCUAAUUUUCCAAACCCCACUGCCUGUAAUGACCACUAUUCAUUCUUACCAAAUUACAUGGCCAACACAGAAUCAUCAAAGGCUAAAUACAGGUCACAGAGUGAACCAAAGCAAAGACCGAAAUGGAACAACAUGAAGCAAAAAACAAAACAUACAGAAAUAAUGGAUGCUAUUGAUAUCUCCAUGGAUGAUCAAAUUCUGAAACCUUCAAAUUCACAGUUCAGGUUAAUCAAUGGUCUUGAUAAGCAUGAUCCCUGGUUUCUCAAGCUUUAUAAAACUCGAAGAACCGUAAAUGAUAGUAACUAUGAUUCCAUAAGCACGUCAACUGGUCACUCCAACUACUUUGAAUCUCUUGCUGCAUAUGAGGUAGGAAUGUGCUUAGCUUUACUGCAUUGUGCUAAGCUUUGCACUGCCUUUCAAAUGGUUUUCUAAUUCUAAUCCUUUAUGUUGUUGCAGCCCUAUGAGAAGAUGUACUAGCUUUGAGAAUCUACAGAAUGGAUAAAUGGGCAAGGCAUUAGAAGAAAUAGGAUGGCCUGGAUUACUCGAUUCUUUCUUGUACAAUGUCAAUUGCUGGGCUACAAUCAUAGAAAUAUUUGAAGUUCUUUUUUUCU
Molecule: messenger RNA, 2000 nt
Organism: Ziziphus jujuba (common jujube)
Lineage: Eukaryota; Viridiplantae; Streptophyta; Magnoliopsida; Rosales; Rhamnaceae
Product: protein IQ-DOMAIN 19
Exons: 3
Coding region: 592-1821 (409 amino acids)
Molecular function (GO): protein binding
Source: RefSeq, a predicted model, not a curated record